This is a messenger RNA of Olea europaea var. sylvestris, 2068 nucleotides long. RefSeq lists its product as uncharacterized. NCBI's taxonomy places the organism in Eukaryota, Viridiplantae, Streptophyta, Magnoliopsida, Lamiales, Oleaceae. The coding region runs from base 1233 to 1676 and encodes 147 amino acids. The record is from RefSeq and is a predicted model, not a curated record. The transcript is spliced from 2 exons.
UUUUUUUUUUUUUUUGAUACUUCCAUAUGGAGAUUAGCCAAUGAAGUUAUUAAAUGAGACUUUAUACUCAUUGGUAUACAAUAUAAAUGUUUUUGGAUAUCUAGCCCGUUAUACUUGUAUUGUCUGUUUUAAUUGUUGUUUUUUCCUCAUCAACUCUCAUAUGAGCAUUGUGUUAUGUGUGUCCUCCUUUACCUUUUGUGACCAAACAACUUAAAAUGGUGAUAAGAACCUGUUGCUGCUGAUAAUCUGCUGGACCUGGGAAGUUGCUGAUCAACUGGAAGACUAGAAAAAUGUAUGAUAAUGCAAUGUAGAAGGCAGAUUAUUGUAGAACAAUAGAUUUUAUUUUGAAUAUAUUGAACAUAAUUUUGUAUUGACAGAGUAACAGAAAUGAAAUGACAAUUCCAGGCUAUUCGAGAUACCUUGGUUCUCUGACUCUCCACUCUUUUCUCAACUAAUCACCUGAAUGAGUAAUUCCCAUAUCCCUCCUCUUCACAUUUAUAGACCUUCCCUCCAUGGCACUAUUAGUUAUUUCAUUCUACUAACUGAUUAGUGAAACAUUCUAGAAGAGUAGCUGACGUGGCUGCAGCUAUGUUGGUGUUACUGAACCGGAUUGGAGUCUAUCAUUACCCAUCGCAAGGUGGAAGUUGUUGGAUUGGUCAGUUCAUCAUGCAACUACACCAUUUUCCUGACAAGCACUCCUAUAGUGGUCCCACGGAAAAGGAACGUUUCAACCCUUUGAAAUGGACGGGCUUACUUAAUCGAGCAAUUAUCACAAGUAUUUUAUCCAAGGCAACUCCAUAGCUCCUUGGCCCUAUCCACAAAGAGUCCCAGUUUUGAACCUGACCAUCCAUGAAAAAAAUUGUAGCUGAUUGGACCCCUUUUCACUGCCACUGUUGAAUGCCUUCCUGUGGCUGCUGUAGAUUUUUGAGUUGUGGUGGGCUUUUGGUGGAUGGAGUAAAUUUUCUGGAGAUAAUUGUAGUGAUGGUUGGGAUUUAAGUUUGGGCUCAGUUGAUUAAAGAAGCCGCGUCUGAGAGGACUAAUGCUGUGUAGGCUGGGCCUUAUGUUUGGGUUAUGGAUAUUACUUCUAAUUCUAUAUGGAUUUGGUCAUUUAGGCUUGGGUUAUAAGUAUUAAGUUUAGGUGGGCCAUAAUUGAGUUAGGCUUGCUUCCUUGUAUUCCAGUCUUUAACCCUUUGGGCCAAACCUGGUUCAACAUUUUAACCUUAGCCCCUAUCAUGGAUUUCAGCCCACUCACCAAAUCACGCUCCAAUCCCUCUUCCGGUGACGACGACAUGGGAGCUGCUAUGAUUUCGAACAUCCUCCGGUCCUCCUUGCUAUUCUGGUCGCUUGUUGUGGCUUUAAUUUCCUCAUGUUUAGGUGGAGUUUCAAAGGCUUUUGCUCACGGAACAUUCUUCUCUCAGUCCUCUUCGCAGACUCAUGGGCUUGAAGCUUUUAAUCAAAAUUCAUAUGUGGCAAUUCUAUCGCCACGGUAUCUCCUUAUUGUCUACAUGCUGGAAAUUCCUCAAUCAUGGAGCCUCCCUACAAAAUUGAUCCCGCAUCACACACUUCAAUUUAUCCCAAGUUCGCACAGGCUAACAUUGAUACAUCUGCUGGGACCAAUCCUAUGCUUCACCGUCAAAACACGCUGUAGCAGCUUCUAUCUUCUCUGCUUCCGAUAACUAAUUUUUAGAGAAAAUCUCCUCAGCUCUCAAAAACCACCACUCGGUAUUAUCACCGUGGAAGAUGGAGAUUAUGAGUCGCCCUUGUGAAUCCAAUCGUAACUCCUCUUCUCGGUCUCUCUCUUCCGGUAACCUUAUCAUCUUUUCCAAUCGUUUCAUUAUCGAGCCCCAACUCUCGUCCAUUUCCUUGCUGAAAUAUGUUGCCAUUGCCCCUGAGAUUGAUGCUUUGAUACCACUUGAUAAGAACCUGUUGCUGCUGACAAUUUGCUGGACCUGGGAAGUUGUCUAUCAACUUGAAGACUAGAAAAAUGUAUGAUUAUGAAAUUUUGAAGGCAGAUUAUUGUAGAACAAUAUAUUUGAGCUUGAAUAAAUUGAACAUAAUUUUGUAUUGA